Molecule: messenger RNA, 1251 nt
Organism: Xiphias gladius (swordfish)
Lineage: Eukaryota; Metazoa; Chordata; Actinopteri; Istiophoriformes; Xiphiidae
Product: M1-specific T cell receptor beta chain
Exons: 8
Coding region: 39-947 (302 amino acids)
Biological process (GO): cell surface receptor signaling pathway
Cellular component (GO): plasma membrane
Source: RefSeq, a predicted model, not a curated record
GUAUUUUCAGUCACUUUAUUUCCUCCUCCAAAGUCAAGAUGAUCCCAGGCAUCACCACCUUGACUUUCUUUACACUCUGGGCUGCAGGUAUUUCUCGGUCCGUCUUGAUCACUCAGUGGCCCCGCUAUAUCUCCAGGCAUCCCAAUGGCUCGGCAGAAAUGCACUGUUACCAGAAUGACACUGACUAUCAAUAUCUGUACUGGUACAGACAGCUAGGAGGAAAAGAUAUUCAGUUAGUAGUUUAUGUAGUAGCUGGCAGUGCAAAAUUUGAGCAAGGAUUCAAAUCUGGUUUUGAGUCAGUGAAAUUGAAUGAGAAGCAGUAUUCUCUUAAAAUUCACAGCGUUCAGAGGAAAGAUGAGGCUGUUUAUCUGUGCGCCGCCAGUCUACCCAACACAAGUUACCAGGCAGAGGCUUACUUUGGAGCUGGAACUAAACUCACCGUUUUAGACAACACGGAAAAGACCGACCCAACCGUGAAAGUUUUUCGACCUUCAUCAAAGGAGUGUCGAAACCAGAAGGACAAUGAAAGGAAGAAGACCAUACUUUGCGUGGCCAGUAAAUUCUACCCUGACCAUAUCAGUGUGUUCUGGCAGAUUAAUGGGAAGAAUGUCUCCAAAGGUGUGGCAACUGACAACGCUGCCCUAAAGGCUGCCAGCUUCUACAGUAUCACCAGCAGGUUGAGGGUCUCUGCCGAAGAUUGGUUCAAUCCCCAGAAUAAUUUCACGUGCACUGUCAGCUUCUUUACUGGGAACGAAACGCGGCUUUUUUCAGAUGUCAUUUAUGGUGAAGCUGAAGAUGUCCCCAUGACAAGAGAGAGAUAUCUGAAGAUUACACAGGGCGCCAAACUCUCCUACGCUGUUUUUAUCAUCAAGAGCAUCAUCUAUGGAGCCUUUGUAACGUUUUUGGUGUGGAAACUUCAGGGUUUAACUGGAAAGGGGAAAGACUGAGAGUGGAGCUGAGGCAAAUGAACUGUGGGAGACGGAUUAUCGUGCUUUCCGUAAAUAAAGUUGAAAAGAUAGUGGUUAUAUUUCCGUAAAGCUGUACGUUACAUUGCAUUUGCACUUGUGUAUGAAUGAACCAUUCAAAUUCUGCAGAUGAACAGUUCUGUGCUUAUUCUUGUUACGAUUUUUUAAAGCUAUAACUGGCAUUUCCUUUUUAAAGACACUUCAUAAUUCUAUGUGUUUAUUCGUGGUGGACCAAUGCUUGUGUGCUGAAUUGUCUUCUCAAUAAAAGUAUUUCCACGGAUCUUGA